AUGGCUGCUGCUGUCGCCACCCCUUACGUCCGCACCGACGGACACGCCCUCGAGGAGACCACCGACUUUGUCGAGGAGGUCAACAUCCUCAAGGACCAGUACAAUAAGGCACAGAACGACUUCGAGGGCGAGUCCAAGUUCGACUCAGAGAAGGACAAGACCGCUUUCCGCCAGUACGAGGAUGCUUGCGACCGCGUCAAGAACUUCUACAAGGAGCAGCAUGAGAAGCAGACCGUCGAGUACAACCUCGCUGCCCGCCAGAAGUUCGCCAUCGACCUUACUGGCAAGAUCCCCUGCCGCGAUGAGAUGACCAUCUGGGAGGCCAUGGAGAAGCUCAAUACCCUCAUCGACAACUCGGACCCCGACACCGAGCUCUCUCAGAUCCAGCACUUGCUCCAGACCGCCGAGGCCAUGCGCCGUGACGGCAAGCCCCGCUGGAUGCAGCUUACCGGCCUGAUCCACGAUCUCGGCAAGCUUCUCUUCUUCUACGGAGCCGAGGGCCAGUGGGAUGUCGUCGGUGACACCUUCCCCGUCGGAUGUGCCUUUGACAACCGCAUCGUCCUCCCCACCACCUUUGAGGGCAACCCCGACAACACCCACCCCGUCUACAGCACCAAGAACGGCAUCUACGAGCCCGGCUGCGGUAUUGAGAACCUCAUGAUCUCUUGGGGUCACGACGAGUACAUGUACACCGUCUGCAAGGAGCAGUCCAAGCUUCCCCGUGAGGCUCUCGCCAUGAUCCGCUACCACUCCUUCUACCCCUGGCACCGCGAGGGCGCCUACCGCGAGUUCAUGAAGGAGGGUGAUGAGGACCUCCUCAAGGCCGUGCUUGCCUUCAACCCCUACGACUUGUACAGCAAGUCUGAUGAUGCCCCCACCGUUGAGGAGCUCAAGCCUUACUACAUGGAGCUCAUCGAUGAGUACUUCCCCACCAAGGUCAUCAAGUGGUAG
Molecule: messenger RNA, 951 nt
Organism: Colletotrichum abscissum
Lineage: Eukaryota; Fungi; Ascomycota; Sordariomycetes; Glomerellales; Glomerellaceae
Exons: 2
Coding region: 1-951 (316 amino acids)
Biological process (GO): inositol catabolic process
Cellular component (GO): cytoplasm
Molecular function (GO): iron ion binding; inositol oxygenase activity
Source: RefSeq, a predicted model, not a curated record